AUGCCUGGUCCCAGUGAGUUUCUCGUGAAACUCUCACUAGGUACCCCAUCCAGCCUGUACUGGGCCAUUAUAGACACUGGUAGCGACCUCAUAUGGACAACAUGCCGCCAUUGUGACAAUUGCCCCAUCCAAACACCAGUGUUUGAUCCACUUCAGUCAUCCACCUACAAGAACCAGAGAUGCUUCACCAGCUUUUGCACGAUAUUGCCCCAUAAUGUCAAGCUUCCAGGAAUUGUCUUUGGUUGCGUUCAUAGUAAAGGCAAUCCUAAUCCUGCCUUGCUUAAAGUUCUUGGCCUUGUUGGCCUCAGCGGUGGUCCUCUCUCACUUGUUAAUCAGAUUGGCUCUUUUAUUGAUAAGAAAUUUGCUUAUUGUCUUCCUCCCUAUAGCAAUGAAAACAAUUCCAUGGGACAGCUCAAAUUUGGUGAGGAUGCCGAGUUUUCAGGCAGGGAAGAAGUUCAAGAAACUCCGAUGGCACCAGGUGGUUCUCAGGGCACGUAUUAUGUUCUCAACCUAACUGACAUAAGCGUCGGGGGCAACAGACUCAACAUACAAUUUGGUGGUUCAAAGACGACUGCAUUCUUGGGAGAUGCCAGAUCGAUCAUCAUAGACUCGGGCACCACGCUCACUUUUCUUGCUAUGAAUGUGUAUGGUCAAGUAGUAAAUGUGGUGGCUAAUGUCAUAAACCAUGAACACUUCUAUCGUCCUGAGAAAGAUUUACUUUGUUAA
This is a messenger RNA of Nymphaea colorata (pocket water lily), 726 nucleotides long. Its product is annotated as aspartic proteinase CDR1-like. Bases 1 to 726 code for a protein of 241 amino acids. NCBI's taxonomy places the organism in Eukaryota, Viridiplantae, Streptophyta, Magnoliopsida, Nymphaeales, Nymphaeaceae. The transcript is spliced from 2 exons. The record is from RefSeq and is a predicted model, not a curated record. Gene Ontology annotation, cellular component: extracellular region.